Molecule: messenger RNA, 1096 nt
Organism: Hibiscus syriacus
Lineage: Eukaryota; Viridiplantae; Streptophyta; Magnoliopsida; Malvales; Malvaceae
Product: metacaspase-1-like
Exons: 7
Coding region: 40-1080 (346 amino acids)
Biological process (GO): proteolysis
Molecular function (GO): cysteine-type endopeptidase activity
Source: RefSeq, a predicted model, not a curated record
UUCUUUCUUCCUCUCUCUUUCAGUUCAUCGUUGCAAGGGAUGCUAAUGUUGGUCAACUGUUCCAACAACCACGCGCCGCUGCAGCUUCCGCCGGCUGCUAAGUCCAUACGCUGCGUCCUCUGCCAAGCUAUCACCCUCAUAGCCGACCCUCGUUCCCUACCCUUUCGCCCCUCCUCUUCUACCCACACACACGCUCCUCCGUCACCUUACAACCACGCGCCACCCGGACCCCCACCGCAGGUUCAUGGCCGGAAGCGCGCUGUUAUUUGCGGCGUGUCUUAUAAAAACACCCAGUAUGAAGUUAAUGGUUGCAUUAACGACGCCAACUGCAUGAAGUUCUUGCUAGUUCGUCACUUCAAUUUCCCCGAAUCCUCCAUUAUUACCCUUACAGAAGAAGAAACUGAUCCCUACAAGCGCCCGACGAAACACAACAUAAGAAUGGCGUUGCGUUGGCUUGUCCAAGGUUGUCAGCCUGGAGAUUCCUUAGUGUUCCAUUACUCUGGUCAUGGCUCACAGCAAAAGGAUGACAAUGGAGAUGAAGUGAACGGAUACGACGAAACCCUUUGUCCGUCCGAUUUCGAAUCUCAGGGAAUGAUCGUCGAUGAUGAAAUCAACGCCACCAUCGUUAGGUCUUUACCGCAUGGUGUUAAGCUUCACGCCAUCGUCGAUGCUUGCCAUAGCGGCACCGUGUUAGAUUUACCGUUCCUCUGUAAAAUGGACAGGAAGGGGAGAUAUGUUUGGGAGGAUCAUCGGCCUCGGACCGGAAUGUGGAAAGAACAAACGGUGGGGAAGUCAUUUCCUUCAGCGGAUGUGCCGACGAUCAAACAUCCGCAGACACAGGCCUUAUCAAAGAUUACUUCUACCGGUGCAAUGACUUACUCCUUCAUCGAAGCCAUCAAGCGCGGGCAUGCAACCACAUACGGUAACAUGCUGAGCGCGAUGCAAUCCAACAUCCGUAACGCAGAUGACGGCGGUUUCGUUACAUCUCUUAUCACGAUGCUAUUAUCCGGAGGGAGUCUGGGUGGCGGAUUGAGACAGGAACCGCAGUUGACACUGAGACAAGAAAAGCAUAAUUUGUAGGCACAACAAGCCAAAU